Molecule: messenger RNA, 2663 nt
Organism: Cuscuta epithymum
Lineage: Eukaryota; Viridiplantae; Streptophyta; Magnoliopsida; Solanales; Convolvulaceae
Source: the annotation of a GenBank genome assembly
UUCUAUAAUGGACAUAAAUGAGCCAACGACGGUUAAAACAUGUCUUACAUCACCCAAUCCCAAUGCAUGAGUUGCACAAUAAUAAAAGUAAUCAACAGAAAAAUAAGUAGUCUGAUCAUAAAAAAUAAAUCGCAAACAAUUAAUAAAUUAAAAAGAUGCUUCCAAACCCUAGACUCUCCUGUAGUACUGAGAGACUACAUAUGACUUCGAAUCCAGAUUUGUUCCGGUCUCUAGCUUCACACUUCAUCCACGAUCUUUGGCCAUCAGAGACCAAUCAUCCAUCUUCCAUCCCUGUACAAUCUUUGGCCGCCUGAGAUCAAACAUCAUCUCCCCCGCUUACUCUUGCCAAAGCAAAAGAAGAAAAAUCCUGUAUGCCUAAUUCUGGCUACGCCGACCACUUCUGGUAGCGGAGGAACAAUCCUAGCUGUGGAAACCCAGAGAAAGAGCCAAAAUCGUUUUAUUUACCAGGGGUCCUGAGGUAUAAAAAGGUACGAAGUACGAAGUACUAAAUUACUAAAAUAUCAAAAAAAAAUUAGAACCCUGCCUGGAAUCGGAAUAAUUGGCGCCAGUCUCGGUUCAACGUAUCCCAACCCCCAGAACCGCCUGUGAAGGACUAGAACCGGCCUGGAAGCUGGACUGGUCCAUGCCUGCUAAGGCUGCUAAGGUGCUUCUUCACAUUUAAACAGACAAUUCAUUCGAAUCUCAGAGAGAACAAAUUAUCUCGCGACAAACACGUCGGUGGGCAACUUUGCCUUUUGCUUUCCGCAGUUUGCAAGCUUUCAUGCAAAAAUGGCGUCGUCUUUCAAGUACCCAGACAUCACCCGGUCAGAGAUCAUCGGAUAUCUAGCUCAUUUCGGGUUCGCCAGCAACGUCACGGAGCAGGACCUUCUCAAUCCAACUCGCGAACUCGUCGAAAAUAUCUACACUCACCUUCUCAACUACUUGGACUUGAUUCAGGAGGAUGAUGAGCAGGCGGAUUUUGCGGCCUUGGAAGUUUUUCACAACCCGGAUCUUCAUGUUUCUACGGUUCCUGUCAUGAAUUUACUUCACAAGAUGAGAGGGCUAUUGGCUGCUAUCGAUUGCCCCGGCCAGUUCACUCUCUGGGAUUUAAUUAAGCCCGACCCUGAUCGCACCAAGCUCUUUCUUGGUUCUCUUCUCAAUUUCUGCACUCACAGAACCAUCAAGAUGGAUGAACUGACAUCACUAGCGGGCGAGUUGGAUGUUUUUGUGGAGCAAAAACAAGCUCUAGAGGAAAAACUAUCUCAGCUGAAAGCAGAGAUUACACAAUACAAUGAAUUAAGAGCAAGGGAAGCAGUCCUUGUGCAAGAAGAAGAAGCUAAAGUUAAGGAAUUGAAGCAGACUAUCGCUGGCCUCAACAACCAUCAGGUGUCCUUAAAGUCUGAAACAAGAAAGAUGAAGGAGAGGGCACAAGAGUUGGACGAGAUGACUUCCAAAGUGGAGUUUGAACUGGUACAAAGUGCUCAAGAAAAUGCCCAUUUACGGUAUAAAAUUGUUCAAUCUCCGGACAAGCUUCAGCGGGCACUAGAGGAAAAAAAAUCUCAUCAAGUUGAGGCAAAGAAUGCAGAAAGGGCGGCAAUGCAAUCCUUUCAGGAUAAGAAUGCCACUCUUGAGUUGUAUACAAAGGCUCUAAAGAAAAUGUCUAAAAGCCUGGAGCAGAUGAAGGCUAUACAAGAGCAGGCAAAUUCAGUUAAAUCAGUAGAAAAGGAAAUAAAGGCUCUCAAAUGUAAGCUGGGUGAAGAUGAAGUGUUAGACAAAUCACUUGACGCUAAAAUGGUAGAAAAGCAAGGGAAAGCGGACCAACUGGAUGAAAUGAAAAAGAAAGUAGAGAUUGAAUGCACACUCGCUCGUGAGGAGGCGACAAAGGAGCUAAACAAUGUGAAGUCUCAAGUUGAAUCAACAAGGCAUGGCCUUCUGUUGCGGAAAAAGCAGGUUGAAACGGUCAUUGCUGAGGGGGAUGCUGUUAAUGCAAAGAUUAUUUCAGUAGGAGAGAAUGCAGAAUCCCAAUGCCAACAGUUGAAACUUAAACAUGAGGAGGUUACCAAAGAGUUUCUUGUGUACUCUAACAAAGUUGGCGACGUGUUGAAGCGCUAUAGAGUGGACCCACCCACCCAUCAGUAAUUUACACUUCAACUGAUUGGCCAAAAUAGAAGGGAAAUUGCCCUAAAUAGAACUCUAAAAAAGUUUGUGUAUUCCAAAAUAAGACGGCCGUGUUUUUAUUCCCUAAAUAGGAUUAAUUACUGCAAUGCUUUGUCAGUACCAAAUUAUAAACACGUCAGUAUUUUCCAAACUUGACAGUAAUUUAUCCUAUUUUGAGAAUAAAAACAUGACAGUUCUAUUUUGGAAUUCUCAUACGUUUUAGUCCUGUUUCGGGAAUAUUCGCAAUAGGAAUUGCUCACGUCUCCAAAUUUGGGAAUUUUUAGCGUUACAUGUGGUACAUUGUAGAUGCUUAUGUUAAGCUCAAUUCAGUUAAAUUAACCCCAACAUAUAGAUGCUUUCCGUUUAGACAUCUAUAUAUGCCAAAUUAUGACAUCAUUCAUGUCUAGACAUAUAGAUGUUCCUAAUUUACCUCAACAUUUAUGCCUAGACAUAUAGAUGUUCCUAAUUAACCCCAACAGUUAAGCUCAAUUCAUUUAGUUGUCACA